UUGGCUCCCGCGCAAGCGUAUUAUGCGACGCGGCCUUAGGAAGCAGGGACUAUGGCGGCCGCUAGGGUCCGGUUUAAUGAGUCUUUGCGUGAAGCUACCCAAAGAAAAUUGCAGAAGUUUUCAGAACUCAGAGGCAAACCUGUGGGAACUGGAGAAUUCUGGGAUGUAGUUGUACUAACAGCUGCUGAUGAAAAACAGGAACUUGCUUAUCAGCAGCAGCUGUCAGAAAAGCUGAAGAGAAAGGAAUUACCACUUGGAGUUCAAUAUCAUGUUUUCGUCGAUCCUGCUGGAUCCAAAAUUGGAAAUGGAGGAUCAACACUUUGUGCUCUUCGAUGUUUGGAAAAGCUAUAUGAAGAUAAAUGGAAUUCUUUUACUAUACUAUUAAUUCACUCUGGUGGCUACAGUCAACGCCUUCCAAAUGCAAGUGUUCUGGGGAAAAUUUUUACUGCUUUACCAUUUGGUAACCCCAUUUAUCAGAUGCUGGAAUUAAAACUAGCCAUGUACAUUGAUUUCCCAUCACAUAUGAACCCUGGGAUUGUGGUUACCUGUGCAGAUGAUAUCGAACUGUAUAGUAUUGGAGAAUUUGAGUAUAUUAGAUUUGACAAACCUGGCUUCACUGCAUUAGCUCAUCCUUCCAGUUUGACUGUAGGUACCAUGCAUGGAGUAUUCGUCCUAGAUGCUUUUAAUGAUUUAAAACACAGAGAUCUUGAAUAUAGGUGUUGCUACCGUUUCCUUCAUAAGCCCAGCAUAGAAAAGAUGCAUCAACUUAAUGCUGUGUGUAGACCUGGAAAUUUUUGUGACCAAGACUUUGCAAGGGGAGAUGCUGCCUAUCUUCACUUAGACUCUGAAUAUGUCUACACUGAUAGCCUAUUUUACAUGGAUCAUAACUCUGCAAAAAAGUUACUUGCUUUUUAUGAAGAAGUGGACUCACUGAACUGUGAAAUAGAUGCCUAUGGUGACUUUCUGCAGGCACUGGGACCUGGAGCAACCAUGGAGUACACCAAAAAUGUAUCAAAUGUCACUAAAGAAGAAUCUGAGUUGCUAGAUGUAAAACAGAAAAUAUUUCAUCUUCUUAAAGGAACAUCUCUAAAUGUUGUUGUUCUUAAUAACUCCAAGUUUUAUCACAUUGGAACAACUGAAGAGUAUUUGUUCCAUUUAACUUCAGAUAGCAGUUUAAAGUUAGAGCUUGGUUUACAGUCAGUAGCGUUUAGCAUCCUUUCGUAUAUUCCAGAACAUUCCAGCAAGACAUCCUGUAUCAUUCACAGUGUACUGGAUGCAGGGUGUUCUGUGGCACCUGGCUCAGUUGUAGAGUAUUCCAGAUUGGGGCCAGGAGUUUCAAUUGGAGAAAACUGCAUCAUUAGCAGUUCUUCCAUUGUUUCCGAUGCUGUUGUACCUGCGCACUGUUUUCUGUGUUCCUUAAGCUUGAAGGUAAAUGGACAUUUGAAAUAUUCAGCUAUGGCAUUUGGAGUGCAGGACAGCUUGAAAAACAAUGUUAAGACAUUGUUAGAUAUAAAGUUCCUUCAAUUCUUUGGAGUCAGUUUUCUGUCAUGCCUAGAGAUUUGGAAUCUGAAAGUUACAGAGGAGCUGUUUUCAGGAAGCAAGACACAAUUCAGUUUAUGGACUGCUCGCAUUUAUCCAGUUUGUUCUUCUAUGAGUGAAUCAGUUACAACAUCUCUGAAGAUGGUAAAUGCUGUAAAGAACAAUUCUUCCUUUAAUCUGAGUAGCUAUCAGCUAGUAUCCAUUGAAGAAAUGCUCAUCUACAAAGAUGUAGAAGACAUGAUAGCAUAUAGAGAGAAGAUUUUUCAAGAAAUUAGUUUAAUUAAAAAUAAACUUCACUUAGAGAUAUCUUAAAUAUUGUAUAUGUUGAAGAUAUCUUAAAUUUUACGUAUAUUGAAGACACAGUACAUAUUAUAUACUUAGUGUGCUUACAAGAUUCCAAAAACAGCAUUUUCUUUUUAUUUCAGUAAAUUGACUUAAUAUAAUUACUGCAGCAUAAUAUUAAUAAUAAAAAUACAAAUAAAGAGUCUCAAUGGAAGACUGUUUCAAGACAAAGUUCAGAAAAGGGAUACACCUUGCUAAUAAGGAUAAAUUUGUGGAGUAUUGAUCAUUUAAUAUUUGAUUAAUUUUCUAAAUGUCUUAUUUUUACAUACUGGUAAAAGUGGAAUAUCUCAGGGUUGUCCAAAUAUUUCAGGAAUACUACAGGAAUACUUUUUCAGGAACAAAUCCAUAGUUAACAAAACAGAUUAAACUAAUGCCCAGUUUAUUUUUAUUUUCAUAGCUUAGUAGAUACAAAGAGCUCUAAACUUGGUAAAUAUUUGCCUCUUCUUUACUGAUGUUAUCAAAAUGAAGCAAAGUACAUAUGUAUUUUAUCUGUAGAUUUUAAUAUGUUCAUGUAUUACCAAUUUUCUCUAAUGCUCCAUUUCACAGUACAAGAUGUGUAUGCGUUUCUGUGUGUAAAUAAAAUCAGUUAUCAGCAUAAUUAAUAUUAAUCUUGUAAUUUCACAAUGGACAUUACUUUUAUCCUUUCUUACUAAUCCUUUCAACAGAAUAAAGUUACCAGAUGUAUGGAUUUUAA
Cavia porcellus (domestic guinea pig) is the source of this 2575-nucleotide messenger RNA. RefSeq names its product fucose-1-phosphate guanylyltransferase (gene Fpgt). Bases 52 to 1851 code for a protein of 599 amino acids. Gene Ontology annotation, molecular function: transferase activity, transferring phosphorus-containing groups. Lineage: Eukaryota; Metazoa; Chordata; Mammalia; Rodentia; Caviidae. The transcript is spliced from 4 exons. The record is from RefSeq and is a predicted model, not a curated record.